Molecule: messenger RNA, 3074 nt
Organism: Anolis carolinensis (green anole)
Lineage: Eukaryota; Metazoa; Chordata; Lepidosauria; Squamata; Anolidae
Gene: spaca1
Product: sperm acrosome associated 1
Exons: 7
Coding region: 33-1013 (326 amino acids)
Biological process (GO): acrosome assembly
Cellular component (GO): acrosomal membrane
Source: RefSeq, a predicted model, not a curated record
AGGCCGGGCUCGAAGAGGCAGGCAGGGGCGCGAUGGGGCGGCUCGGGGCCGGAGGCGUGGGCUGGCGGGCGCCGCGGCCGAUGGCUCUCCUGCUGCUGCUUCUGCUUUUCCUGGUGCGCCUCUUGGCGGCUGAGCAGCUUCCAGAGCACGACAUGAACGACACCUUUGCCUUCGAGGAGCCCCCAGAUGUGGACGAGGAAGACUUGACCGAGCCCAUCGUAGAAAUGAUCGAAUCCUCCGGUGAUAACUUGACGAAACCCAAAGAAGUAGAAUUCGGAGAAUGCACGGUUACAUGUGGGAUUGGCAUCCGAGAAGUUUUAUUAAUAAAUGGAUGCCCUGGAGGUGAAACAAAGUGCAUUGUCCGAAUGGAAGAGUGUAGAGGACCAGCAGAUUGUGGAUGGGGAAAACCAAUUUCUGAAAGUCUUACUAGUGUGAAGAUACCUUGUAUCUUUGUACCUCCAGAAAACCGAUUUCAGUAUACUUGGAAAAUGCUGAUUCCAGAGCAGCAAUCACUCAUUCUUCCUAAUGAUUCUGCUAUUCUGGAGGUGCACAGGGACACUCACCCAGUUGCACUAGAGUGUGAUACCACCGAAGAAGGGGAAUUGAUUGCAUCUGUAAAAUACACAAUAUAUACAACAGCUGAACUGGAGACAAGACGAUCCAAAAAUGGGGGCGCAGAUACAGUAACAGCAUUUUUCCUCAUCAGUGGCCUUUUUAUUUGUGUUGGGGUAAUCUUAACAGCAGUCCUCUUAUUUGUUAACAGACAUGCUAUCAAACAAUUUUGGAAAACAAAAAUAAGGAAAGGCAGCGAUGAGCCAAGCUCAGGUUCAAUGAUUACCUCCUCAGUGCAGCUUCCUACCGCACAGCCAUCUCAGAUGUCACAAGCAGAAAACCAACCACAAGAACUGGCCUCUUACCCGGAGUGGAAUGUACCACCAGGAGGAGAAGGAGAAGGAGGAAUGGGAGGGGGCGGAGGGGGAGGGGGAGGAGAAGGAGAUAAGGGGAUUUAUUAGGGGAAGAGAGGCUAUUUUUAGAGAGAAGGAGGGAGAUUGCAUAUAUUAAAGUAUGAUCAUACUAUUAAGUACUAGUGCUAAAAAGUGAUUUUUGCUUUUAUUUAUUUAUUUAUUUACAGCAUUUAUAUUCCGCCCUUCUCACCCCGAAAGGGGACUCAGGGCGGAUCACAUUACACAUAUAGGCAAACAUUCAAUGCCUUUUAACAUAGAACAAAGACAAACAAACAUAGGCUCCGAGCGGCCUCAAACUCAUGACCUCCUGGUCAGAGUGAUUCAUUGCAGUUAAUUGCAGCUGGCUUGCUCUCCCGCCUGUGCCACAGCCCGGGCCCACAAUAGCAGAAAAUUUGAAGCGAAACCCCGUUGCUGACUACUUGAAAAAACACGGUUUGAAACACGGUUUUCUUUUGCAAACGGUGAAACCGUGAGCCGAAAUGGCAUCAGCCAGAUUUUCAAGACUGAUACCUCCUAUGAAGAUGAAUGUGAUUUGCCAGGAGUUUCUGCCUCUUGGUGUUUCUCAAAACCAGAAGUAAGAUGUUCAAAUAAAGUAUUGCCAGACGCAUACAAGAAAUGUAUUGGCACAUUAUAAACAUUUACAAUGGUGAUGUAUUUCCCUUGUGUGAGUUUUGAUUGUAGAGACACUUAGACAUGAUAUUCUAUAACCAUAGGCAUGCUAGUGUGUUAAACAAUCCACAAGCCAGAACAGGUCUUCGCCUGUUGAAAACCACAGUCCUGUUCUCACUUACUUGGAAGCAAAUCCCAAUGAGUUCAGAAAGAUUUACAAUUGUACCUCUGCAUUUGAGGUUUUGACUUUUGUAGAUUUGAGUAUUCAAGGAUUUGAUUUUAAAUGUUCUCUCUAUUUUUAGGCCCUGUAGUGUGAUUUUUUAAUGAUCAACAACCUCCUGACAUGCUGGAAAACCCAGAGAUUUCUAGAGAGAACAGCUCUCCAGGAAUCCCUAGGUCCUCCAAUGCAAAUUCUAUAGCCAGCUUCCAGUAGAAACUGGCCAUAGAGUCAUUCUGAAAGGCCUAGAAAUUCCUGGAGAGGUGCCUUUUGGAGUUACAAAUUAGCAAUUUCUUUAUUUCCAGCUAUUCACUUUUACAGGGUUCCUCUGCCCUUAAUGUGGAGGGAUGAUUGUACUUAGAUGCAGAUGUGCAUGAGAUUAUGCUUUGACUCAUUAAACCCCAUCGACCCAAGCUUAUACAAAUUUGUUUUAGAUCAGUGGUCCUCAACCUGUGAGUCCCCAGAUGUUUUGGUCUUCAAUUCCCAGAAAUCCUAACAGCUGGUAAACUGGGAAAUAUGGGUAGGAGAAGAACAGAGAAAAUUAUGGUAUGGAACUACCUUAUCUGCCCAUCUGUUAAAUUGGGUUACAAACAUUUUGCCCUAAUCCAGGCCAAUGACUCCUAUUUCACUUGAUAUUUAUUAAAUGCCAGUUAUUAUUUGAACAAAGUAAGGCUGAAGGACAGUAUGUUCCUUUAAAAUUAAAGUGACAAAUAUACAGAUUGUGAGUCCAUUUUGUACUGUUUUCCAGAUAUUAACUGGACUGCUUCCUUUAUAUUUACAAAGACUGCCAAAGCCCCAACAAGCUACAAUAACACAUUUUAAAAAUUGAAAACCAGAUGCUGAUAUUUCUAGUAACUAAUACUAUGUAUGUUAAUCUCUCUCUCAAAAAAAUAGCAUUGGAAGAACGUAACUGUUUUUGGGGUCAUGUUAAAGAACUGCAAGCGGUUCAGAAGCAUGUGAUACCCUUCAGGUUCUUCCUGGCAAAUUAUAAACUACCUGAUUAAAAAAAAACACAUAGAAGAUGCAUAUACUGUCUAUUUGCUUGUGUAUGUAGAUCAUUCUUUUAUCAAUAUUUUAUUGUGAAAUAUAUAUAUUUCACAAUAAAAGAAUGACCUCUCUUGCUGGAGGAAACAGAGUGUGAUAUGAAUUAUAAUAAAGUUCAGGGCCUCUUUUUUGCACUUUAUUCUCAUAAUUCCAUUCAAAACAUGCUUCUAGCAUUAAAGUUAUAGCUAGAGAGUUCAUUGCUUACCUAUUAUUUUUUAAUGAAGCUUUUAAAUUAAAUU